AAUUGUGUGAGGUUUCAAGAGCCUAGCAGAGCGACGAUAAAGUUGAAAAAGUGAGUGUGCUCGAACGGUCGAUCUAUCGGCGCAGUUCUGGACGUUAUUUGGACAAGUGAAAGCCGUGACCUCCCACACCCCUGAAGCGGAACGGGAACAACGAAGGACACCGUCUGCUUCCUGUCCGAGCUCUUGAAGGAAGCCAACCAUAGGGACAAACUUUCACCAUGAUGGAAGAACUGCAGACGCUGAUGUCGCAAGACAUACCCGAGGGGAGACAGAGCAUCAAAGAUUCUCACACGAAUCUCGAGAAAGUCGCCGAGUAUUGCGAAGCGAAUUAUUUCCAAGCGGAUAAUAAGACUCAAGCUCUUGAGGAAAGCAAAAGAUACACGACUCAAUCGUUGGCGUCCGUCGCCUACCAGAUCAAUACAUUGGCUUUCAAUCUUCUGCAUCUCUUGGAUCUACACACGGCGAACUUGUCCAGCGUAGAAUCGCAGGUGAACCACAUAGCCCAGACCGUAUCUAUUCACAAAGAAAAAGUGGCGAGGAGGGAAAUCGGAGUUCUGACGACGAACAAGAACACCAUCAGGCAACACAAAAUCCUUGCGCCCGCAAACCAGGAGAAACCAAUAAAAUACGUGCGAAAACCAAUUGACUACAGUAUUCUGGACGGAGUUGGCCACGCAUCCCGGCAUCAGAUGGCUGCGAUCAACUACAGUCAAACUGCUCCCAGACCCCGGAGGAGUUCGUCGUCAUCUGUUCCGGGCCCGGGACCUGCGGGACCAGCGCCCACACAGAAACCCCCUACCCCUCCGACCCAGCAGAUGUCUCAGAUGUCCAUGGGCCAGAUGAACGUCAGCGGGGGCACUCUACGACGCGUCGACUAUCGAACCCCUCCCGCCAUAGCUCCUCCGCAGCUGCCGAACACGUACGCGACGAACUAUCCUAUGGCUGUCCAAAACGUUCGGAGGAACAACUCAAGUUGUAGCACGCUGCCAGCUCCCGUCCACACAUCACAUAUGAUGCAUCAGCAGCCCCAGCAAAUGGCUCAUUAUCGUCAAGGAAUGAUGGUCUCGGGAGCACAUCAAGCACAACCCAUGGAGGCUGGAAUGAGCAUGAGCGGUCACCUGAGCAGUAUUCAAAAUCAUCAUAAUCCGCAUCACCAUAUUAGCGAUCCAGUCAACACCCAGGAAUCGCUGCCCGCGCCGCCACCGACCAUGAUGGCUCAUGCUCCUCAGUCAAACGUAAUUUCCCCGCCGCCGGUGCCCUCAAGCGCUCAUUCUUCUGGCAACGUUUCACCUCCUUUGCCUCCACCUCCAGAAGAACUUUCGUCACCGACCCCUCCACCUCCGCCAAGUUCGUCGUCAGAUACUUCGAAGAAUAGGGUUUCUACUGAACCAGCUUGGGCGCCAACUAGUUUUCUUGAGAAAGUUGUCGCUGUUUACGAUUACCAGGCGGACAAAGCGGACGAAUUGAGUUUUUCGGAGAACGCGAUCAUUUAUGUCAUUAAAAAGAACGACGACGGUUGGUAUGAGGGCGUCAUGAACGGGGUUCAAGGUCUUUUCCCCGGAAAUUACGUCGAACCAUCUGUGUGAAUCUAUUCAAACAAAUAUCAUUGAAAUGUUUGUGCUCGGGAAUACCUCUGGAGCAUGCCUGUGAGGCUCUCAUGCAUGUCAGACGUUUCUUCAGAGGGUCGAUGGCCAUUCGCCGUCAGGGGGUUAUAAUGAGGCCAAUCGGAAAGUGCCAAUGCUUAUCAGCUGUAUCCGACGGAUAGUCGCUCCAAAUUUGGCGUGGUAUGAAUAGUAAUGCUUCCGAGAAAUAAAAUAUUUUUAGGA
This is a messenger RNA of Galendromus occidentalis (western predatory mite), 1826 nucleotides long. It is a transcript of the gene Abi, whose product is annotated as tyrosine kinase Abl. Gene Ontology annotation, biological process: neuron migration. The record is from RefSeq and is a predicted model, not a curated record. Gene Ontology annotation, cellular component: actin-based cell projection; lamellipodium; SCAR complex. The coding region runs from base 219 to 1586 and encodes 455 amino acids. The transcript has 6 exons. NCBI's taxonomy places the organism in Eukaryota, Metazoa, Arthropoda, Arachnida, Mesostigmata, Phytoseiidae. Gene Ontology annotation, molecular function: signaling adaptor activity; SH3 domain binding.